AUGUACGAACAAGAACUUCCAUCAAAUUUAGAUGACUUUCCUAAUUAUAACCUUAAGUAAUCAGCUGAAUCUGAGAAAGUUAUUGUAGAUGAUGAUCAAAAGAAAAAAGCAGCUUAUCAAUUUAUGCAAUCUUUAGAAAAGAAUCUGAGAACUAAGAUUAGCAGUCCUUAACAAAGAGUUUAAACAAUAGCUGUGUCUCUUGAAUUGUAUGAUACAAUUUUUAAUAAAAUUUAUUGCAAUACUCUUUAUAAGGUAAUAUAUUCAAUAUAUUAAAUUAAAUAGGAAACCUUAUUCCCAUUAGCUGAAUCUUUAGAAGAAGCAUUCAAUGAUGAAUUUGAUUCAAUAACCAAAUUACUUUUCAAUGAAAGUUGUUAUAGACAUGCAUUCUAAAGUGUGCAAUAACAAUUCAAUUUACAAACAUCAAUAGAAUCAUGGCAAAAUUAUUAAUUGCUUUUUGCAGCACUAUAAUAAAAGUAUACAAAAUGCUGAAUUAGGCAAAAUAUUGAUCUUCCCCUUCCUCCAAGUUGGAUUUGGGACAUUUUGGAUGAGUAUGUAUAUCAAUUUUAUGUGUCCUCCAGAUGGAGAAAAUCAUUAAAAAAUGAUGAAAUUAGUCAAUUGAAAAACAUUCAAGAUUUUUGGAAUCUAGAAGAGAUACUAAAAACAUUAGAAGCAUUCUAUACUCAAAGAAAUAGUUCUGUCUAAAAUACUUUAUAAUAUUUGGCUUUUUAUUCAUAUUUAGCCACUGCCAAAUUACAUGUGAUGUCUGGUAAUUUCUAAGUUGCUUAUACAAUGUUAUCAUAAAUUCAACAUUCAGAAUUAAUUAUUUAUAGUAAAUCAGGUGGAGCUUAUUAAUCAUUAUUCAGUUAUGCUGGAUUCUGUUUUUUAUUAAAUAAAGAAUACAAAAAAGCUAAUCUUACAUUAACUUUAAUUGUUAAUUACUUCAAUAAAUAUAAAUAGUUAUAUUCAAAAUCUUAUUAAUAUGAUAGUUUAAUCAAAUAACAUGAAAAAAUAUUGGCAUUAUUAGCUGUUACAUCUUUAUAUUAUCCUGAAAUUGAAGACAAUAUAAUCACAUUAUUAAAAGAAAGUAGAAACAAAUUAUUUGAAAAAUAUGAAAAAAUGUUAAAGUAUGAUCAAUAAAUCAUUGGAGAAGUUUUUUUAUAAUCUUGUCCUAAGAUAAUCAAUACAAUUAAGAAUAUCAAAGAAUUAUAAAAUGAAUAAGAAAUUAAUCCAAAUGAAAUAAUAAUAGAUUUGAAAGAUAAGUUAUUAAAGGAAGUAUUGGAGGCUAAAAAAAUUAAUGAUGUUGAAUAAGUAUUAAGUCUUUACAAUUAAAUAACUUUCCAGCAUUUUAAUAAAGUAAUUUAAUUUAAUAUCAAUUUAGUUGCUUCCUGAUAAAUAUGUCUAAUUGUAUAUUGAAAGAAAUAAUGUCACAUUAAAUGAAAAUUCUUUUGAAUCAACUAUUCUUAGUAAAUUUUGGUAGAAGUCUAAAUUAUUGGAUAUUGAAGUUAAAAAUAAUACCAUAUAUGUUAAGGAAGUUUCAGUUAAUUAAGUAAAUUAUAAUAUUUAAUUUCUUAUAGAGAGAUUUCAUCAAUUAAUUAGCUUAGAUGAAUGCAAAUCUUGAAAAGAACAUCUAAGAAUUGAGUAAGAAUUUGUGA
Paramecium pentaurelia is the source of this 1652-nucleotide messenger RNA. The record is from the annotation of a GenBank genome assembly. Lineage: Eukaryota; Ciliophora; Oligohymenophorea; Peniculida; Parameciidae.